UUUUUAAUUACAUUUAAUUAUUAAAAUAUUCAUUAAGAGACCCAAAUGGGUUUGUGGGUUAAUGAUGCUCUAAGUACCAAUGGUUGGUCGAACCUUCAUCAUUUGCAGGCUUGCAGCUAUGAUCCCUCCUGGUAAUAUUUGGGGCUGUAAGACUUACUAUAUAUAUGACCAUCAUCUAUCAAGAUCGUGCAUGCAUGCGUUGAUGCGAACGUGCAUGGUCCAUAUGUGUCUGUGAUCCUCUCUCUGCCUUUUAAAGCAGAAGUCCUCGCUAUAUUUUCAUAGCGCAUUGAAAAUGAACGUUGUUGAAGCAUUUACUAUAUUACAAUAUGGACUAGAAAAACAUGGGAUAGUACCAAGGGCUCGAAUGUUCUUUUUUUAAUCUAUAUUUUCGGUUGCCUCUAUGUAUUUUUUCAAAUCGAGCUUAAAAUUUUAAUCAUCGUGACCUUGUAUAGAAAAAAAAAAGAAGAGAAUAUUAAUUGUGGAGUACCGUCUUAAGAAAAAAUUUACGCUUUUGCGUCUUGGCUUCUGUAACGUCACCACCAGAAAGUUGAUAAAAGGAGAGUUGAUGAACUGAAAUAAUCACAGAUUAAUUUAAAUAUCGUGAUGGCUAUUGUAUCAUCUAGAUUGUUUGGCCGCCAUUGAUGAGAAGAUACAAAAAUGCAGCGAUGUGAAACUCUAACAACUAUAUGUGGUACAUAUAAUUUAAGAAUUUCCUUAUUUCUCUGAAGUAUUAGUAAAAAAAUUCGAAUGAUCAACAUAUGAUACCGUCUUGACGUUCGUCCUUCUACCCACAUGUUCUAAAUAAUCGUCUUUUCAUCCUCACUUCACCAUUUUUUUUAUAUUUUUAAAUACAUCACCACAUCUUAAACAUAGGUUUUUUUGCUAUCUAUAAAGUAUAUGCUAGAAUAUCCGGAAAUGUAUAAUCAGUAUAUUUUAGACUUGAGUAUUUGUACAUAGUUAGUGAUAUUAUUCAACUAGUCAUCGUAGAAUGCGAAGGAUCAAUGCAUUCAAAUUCGAGUUUCAUUAUCCACUACAGUUAAUAUGUGAACACAUGUUCUAGAGACUAGAGAGAUUAAUGACCAAUUACCUUGAACUCUUGAAUAUGUCAUAUAUGUUCUUAAUCAAUUGGCCAACUAUGUUAGACCGCAGACGCGUACUUUUCGAACUUUAAUUUCCUAAAAUUUUGUAUUUAUUUCUUUGCAAGAAAAAAUAACAAUAUAAAAACUACAAGUGUGUUUCGGGAAAUAAAAAAAAAGGUUCAACAAGGUUCCAUGCCAACUACUAUAUAACUCGGCUACAAUCCUCACUUUAAAAUCAUCCAAAACUGUAAAACUCUAAACAUCAGAAACGAAAAAGAUGAAAAUCUUUAACCCAUCUCAAAACAUAAUCUUAGCAGCAACCAUUUUCCUACUGUCUAUUGUUCCACUAAGAGCCCAAGACAGGCCACAAGACUUUUUGGCAGCUCAUAACCAAGCCCGAGCCGAGGUUGGGGUGGGUCCUUUAAGGUGGGACAACCAGGUGGCUGCUUAUGCCCGUAACCAUGCGAACCAGCGUAAAAGCGUCGGCUGUUCCAUGGAACACUCGAGUGGUGGGCCCUAUGGAGAGAACAUCGCUUGGAGCAGCGGUAACCUGUCAGGCGUCGAAGCAGUUGAAAUGUGGGUGAAGGAGCAAUUUGACUACGAUUAUGGUUCCAACACAUGUGCUUGGAACAAAGUGUGCGGCCACUAUACGCAGGUUGUGUGGGAAAACUCGGUGAAGUUGGGAUGUGCAAAAGUGAGAUGUAACAAUGGUAAUACCUUUAUUACUUGCAACUAUGAUCCUCCCGGUAACUGGGUUGGUGAGUGGCCUUACGGAGAAACAAAAAUUAAAACCAUCAUUUGAGUAUGUUUCGAAAUAUAUGUUAUACACAUGUAUGUACUGUACUGUUUCUAUGUUGUUUAUCCAUACCAAUUUUCUGUUGUCAGCUAAUAAUGAUUGGUUUGUCCGGUCCGGUUCUCGUUUGUACCAUAUAUAUACCUGGACUUUUAUAAUGAAAUAAUAAAAUGCAAUGCUACGGCACUUGCUUUGUUUGCUA
Brassica rapa (field mustard) is the source of this 2074-nucleotide messenger RNA. RefSeq names its product pathogenesis-related protein 1. Gene Ontology annotation, cellular component: extracellular region. The record is from RefSeq and is a predicted model, not a curated record. NCBI's taxonomy places the organism in Eukaryota, Viridiplantae, Streptophyta, Magnoliopsida, Brassicales, Brassicaceae.